Molecule: messenger RNA, 2059 nt
Organism: Gaeumannomyces tritici R3-111a-1
Lineage: Eukaryota; Fungi; Ascomycota; Sordariomycetes; Magnaporthales; Magnaporthaceae
Product: endo-1,4-beta-xylanase I
Exons: 3
Coding region: 907-1605 (232 amino acids)
Biological process (GO): xylan catabolic process
Molecular function (GO): hydrolase activity, hydrolyzing O-glycosyl compounds
Source: RefSeq, a predicted model, not a curated record
GCUCCAAUGGGCGCCAUCUUGGGAGCCCUCCCCCCUGUGGACCGACCAACGGCAUCACAACAUUGUUCGAUGGGCCAAGCCAUGCGUGCCCGUUCCGGAAUGGUGGGCUUUGCAGUGCCGCGGGCAUAUGCCGCCAACCCCAACAGGAAAAAUCGCGCGACAAAAAAAAAUCCCCCGAGGCCACAACACCCUCCCGCAUCGCACGCCUCCAUUGUCGUACAUGCACCCACCCAGGCAGCGUCAGCCACAGCGAUCCUGACUAGCCGAGACAUGGCCCAUCCAGAAGCCGGGUUGUUCUUGUCCUGGCUCUACAGAUUGACUUCCAAGACAUGGCAAUCCUUCGACGGCAUGCGCCUGGCUGGCCAACACGGAGUCACCUCAAGGAAGCGCGUCCCGAUAUGGGCCGCCAGCUGGCAGAGUCCUCAAAAUCCCCCAUAGUCUCGAGGCCCGAUCCCAUGCAGAGUGGGGACCCCGCCCAACUUCAGAUCACGCUUGCCAGCUCAGGGACAAGAUCGCAAAUGGCAACCGGCGCGUCACUCUCCGCGUUGGCGGCGCCAUCACACACCGAACGGAACCCACAAUCGACAGUCGACAAGUCCACACACCCCUCCCAGGGAGGUUUCUCCGAUAACGUAGCCACCCAACCGAGAAGGUGGUGCCAGCAGGGUCGCGAGAACAUGACGAGAGAGGGAGUUUGGCUUAGUCUUGUUGAUCACGGCCGUCUCUGGGCGGUGGCGGUUAGGGUAUAAGAAGGCCCUCGACUCGAACCCCGUUGACCAGAAUCGACAGUAGCACUCUCACCAGCAGGGCAGUCCAGACCUUCCUCCUCAUCUCCCAGCACCGGCAAAGCACCAGAAGCCCCUACUAGUCGCCCAGACCCCAGCCAGCCCCAUCACCACCGCCACCAUGGUCUCCUUCACCACCCUGCUCGCGGCCUGCACGGCCCUGGCCAGCAGCGCCCUCGCCUUCCCCCUGGACGCCAACAUGACGGGCUUCCCGCUCGAGGAGCUCAUGAGGCGGCAGUCGACCCCGAGCAGCACCGGCAGGCACAACGGCUACUACUACUCGUGGUGGACCGACGGCGCCUCGCCCGUCACCUACACCAACGAGGGCGGCGGCGGCUACAGCGUCAACUGGCGCUCCGGCGGCAAUUUUGUCGGCGGCAAGGGCUGGAACCCCGGCGGCCCUCGUUCCAUCUCAUACUCUGGCUCCUUCAGCCCCGUGAACAACGGCAACUCUUACCUCUGCGUCUACGGCUGGAUGCAGAACCCGCUGGUCGAGUACUACGUGCUCGACAACUUCGGCGAGUACAACCCGGGCAACUCGGCCACGCGCAAGGGCCAGGUCCAGAGCGACGGCGGCACCUACAACCUGUAUCAGAGCACCCGGUACAACGCCCCCUCCAUCGAGGGCACCAAGACCUUCAACCAGUACUGGGCCAUCCGUACCUCGAAGCGUACCGGCGGUACCAUCACCAUGGGUAACUUCCUCAACGCCUGGCGCAGCGCCGGCAUGCCCCUCGGCAACCACAACUACAUGAUCGUCGCGACCGAGGGCUACCGCAGCGCCGGCUCGGCGCGCAUCACUGUCAACUCGCCCGCUUAAGAGCGGUCUGUGAGUUUGUGGAGCGGGGUGAAAAGGCGGAAAGGGGCUGGUUUGAGGGCUAUGUGAAGCAGUCUUCCGCUGGUCGAGGAGGUCGUUUCUCUGCAUGUGUACAGUGUGAACCAUUUCGGCUGGGAGACGCGAGACUGUGGUGGUACGCGGGCUUGGGAAAGCGACAAGGGCUUUAGUUUGUAAGCAGUGCUCUUGUCCUUUGGAAGGAAUUUUGGGUGGGACCAGGACGGGCCGGUGGUGUUUCAAUUCUUGUCAAUACUUUUGAGAGCUCAACGUUGUUUCUUUUGUCAGACAAGCACAGUGUAAAACUUGCGGACUGGACUCUCCGGCGAAGACGUGAAGAUCAUGUGCGAACUCAAGCUACAACCUGCUCAUGGGCCAAUGACCUUAACUAUAAGGCGUCCAUGUGUACUCCAAGUCCGAGUCCAUAAUAGAUGCAUCCCCA